Fomitiporia mediterranea MF3/22 is the source of this 2720-nucleotide messenger RNA. RefSeq names its product succinate-semialdehyde dehydrogenase. Bases 1 to 1566 code for a protein of 521 amino acids. Gene Ontology annotation, biological process: GABA catabolic process. The transcript is spliced from 26 exons. The record is from RefSeq and is a predicted model, not a curated record. Lineage: Eukaryota; Fungi; Basidiomycota; Agaricomycetes; Hymenochaetales; Hymenochaetaceae. Gene Ontology annotation, molecular function: succinate-semialdehyde dehydrogenase (NAD+) activity.
AUGAUCAGGCUCCUGGGCCCCUCUUUCUCUCGUUCCCUCCGCCAUCUUCCCAAGCAGAAUCGCACCGUACUAUUUACUUUCCGCAGAAUGGCCAGUAAUGUAGCUGCAGCGUUUGCUCUGAAAGACGAGGGUCUUCUCCAAACAAAAGGAUACAUUGCAGGCUCUUGGAGAGAUGCAAUAGAUGGUUCAACCGUUUCGGUUACCAACCCGGCUACUGGCAAGGAAAUAGGUACUGUGCCCGAGAUGGGCAUGAAAGAGACGCAAGAGGCUAUCACUGCAGCGCAGACUGCUUUCAAGUCGUGGAAAAUGACAACGGCAAAGCAACGUCAUGACUUACUCAUGAAGCUGUAUGCUCUCAUACAAGAGCACUCUGAUGACCUUUCACGGAUUUUGACGCUCGAAAAUGGAAAGACCUUGGCCGAUGCAAAGAGUGAAAUCGCGUACAGUAACUCGUUUAUAGAGUGGUUCGCUGAGGAGGCUGUCCGCACAUAUGGAGAAACAAUACCAUCGCCGGUUCUCAGUGUUCGUAAUGUAACACUGAUGCAGCCCGUUGGUGUUUGUGCAAUUCUAACACCCUGGAACUUCCCUUCGGCCAUGAUCACGCGUAAACUAGGUGCAGCUCUUGCUGCAGGAUGCACAGCAGUCGUAAAGCCUCCACCGGAGACUCCGUUCUCCGCCCUUGCUCUUACUGAACUUGCACGACGUGCCGGAUUCCCCGAUGGCGUCAUCAACGUCGUCACGACUCUGAAGAAUGUCGGCGACGUCGGCAAGACAUUGUGUGAGAGCCCUGUCGUACGCAAGGUCACUUUCACUGGGUCAACGCAAGUGGCGAAACUGCUCUACGGCAUGUCCGCCAGUACUAUGAAAAAAAUUUCGUUCGAGGCGGGAGGAAACUCGCCGUUCAUUGUGUUUGAUGACGCAGACAUUGAUGCUGCCGUAGAAGGCGCUAUCAUCUGUAAAUACCGUGCAUCCGGUCAAACUUGCGUCUGCGCGAACAGGAUCUACGUACACUCCUCCGUCUACGCCGAGUUCGCUUCUCGUCUUGCUGCUAGGGUCGCUACAUUCAAGGUCGGCAACGGAAUGGACAAAGAAACUACACACGGACCGCUCAUUCACGAUCGCGCCAUCCAGAAAGUAGAAGCCCACGUCAACGACGCAGUAAGCCAAGGUGCACAAGUCCUCGUAGGUGGAUCGCGAAUCGAGGGUCCAGGCUCCUUCUUCGCCCCAACAGUCCUCUCAGACGUACCUCCACACGUCAGGCUCUCAAAUGAAGAGACCUUUGGUCCAGUUGCGGCUCUCAUCAAGUUUGAGACAGAGGAAGAAGUUCUGAAAUUGGCGAAUGAUACUCCAUAUGGUUUGGCUGGGUACUUCUACUCUCGUGACGUUGGCCGUGUGUGGCGCGUUGCGGAGGCACUUGAGGUUGGGAUGGUUGGUACGAAUACGGGUCUUAUUUCUCAAGCUACGAUUCCUUUCGGAGGGAUCAAGGAGAGUGGACUUGGUCGUGAAGGGGCGCACGGCAUUCAAGAGUACAUGCAAACAAAAUUCAUCGCCUUUGGUGGCAUUUGAAAAAGAUGACGACUGGUUCUUCCAAUGUAAUUGUACGAAUAUAUAACAAACUUCUUGGACAACAGUUAUCUCUUGAUAUUCCGGGUGAAACUGGUAUAACAUCUCAAUACGCUACUAGACAUACAAGAAAGCAGGCAACACUGAGAACACUACUGGACCUCAUGGAAACACUCAAUAAAACAGUCAACAUUUUCUCUAUAAAUUCUCGGAGAAUCAAAGCUUGACCUGUGCACUGAGUUUGCCCUUUCCUUCCUCGACAACGGGAUUGAUCAAAGUGCCCAUGUUGCCUCCGAUCCAAACGCGCACAUCAUCGCCAUGCUUGAGGAAGACAGGAGGUUUCCUUACGAAGCCCACGCCCUUAGGUGUACCAGUCAUGAUGAUCGAGCCUGGCUCAAGUGUCGUACCCUGCGAUAAGAAUGCUAUCGUUUGUCGCACGUUGAAGAUCUGAUCAGCAGUUGUCCCGUCCUGCAUGGUUUGCCCAUUUACGAAUGUCUUGAGAGGAAGCUUCUGUGGGUCUGAUACAGCUUUUGCUGAAACGAUGCAUGGUCCCACUGGAGUCGAGUUAUCAAAGCCCUUCGAGAAACCCCAUUGUGAAACGGCCAUUUGAUGGAAACGGAAGGACAUAUCAUUGCCGACAGUGUAUCCUAAUACAUAGUCCAAAGCAUCUGCUUCUGAAACGUCCUUUGCCGGCUUGCCAAUGACGAUGGUUAACUCGACCUCAUAAUCCGGAAGAUGUUUAUUUACGGGUUGGGCGGCUUUGGGUACCAGAAUGGGGGCUUCAGGUCCUAUUAAAGAGGUCUUGGGCUUAUAGAAUAGAAUCGGAGCUGCAGGUUUAGCCAUUCCUGCCUCUGCUGCAUGAUCGGAGUAGUUGAGUCCAAGGCAUCGCACGAGUCCGAUUUCGUCACGAGCGAGUGGGGAGAGGAGCUCUUGCACUGUCAAUACGGUGUUGGAGACCUGCGAAGACGGGUCAAGCGCAGAGCCUAUUAUCUCGCGCGCUUGGAUUGUCUUCUUUGCAUUGUAUGCUAAGCCGAUAUCAAGGUUCGGGUCAACUGGCUCGCCAAUAUGAACCAUAGCCGUCUCUGCAGCAACGAAUCGAAUCAGACGAGUCCAUGAUGUUCGGAUAGGUGCCAUGAUGGAGGGUGUGUGCGAUAGGG